This is a messenger RNA of Podarcis raffonei (Aeolian wall lizard), 1891 nucleotides long. It is a transcript of the gene ERFL, whose product is annotated as ETS repressor factor like. Gene Ontology annotation, molecular function: DNA-binding transcription factor activity, RNA polymerase II-specific; sequence-specific DNA binding. The record is from RefSeq and is a predicted model, not a curated record. Gene Ontology annotation, biological process: cell differentiation; regulation of transcription by RNA polymerase II. Gene Ontology annotation, cellular component: nucleus. Lineage: Eukaryota; Metazoa; Chordata; Lepidosauria; Squamata; Lacertidae. The transcript has 6 exons. The coding region runs from base 318 to 1553 and encodes 411 amino acids.
UUUUUGUUAUCCAUCUUAUUGCCAGUGCCCCCUGCUGGAGAGAAAGAGAAUGAACGUUAGGAAGAAUGCUGUCUCUCACUCAGAGCAUGGAUAGGUUACGAAUUUAAAGUGCUGGUUUUGUGCUGGACCAUCUUGGCUGUGAGUCCUGGAAGGCCUGCUCCCUGCAUUGGGAGGACAGAGCCCUGACUGACUCCAGCUACAAAAGCUGAGGCUGCUGAAGAGGCCACAGACCACCUUGACUGUCUCUUAGGCCAUUGAGCCUGAGCCGCCGUUGGCAGGACUGGCAGUGACAGCGGCAGGUGUAACCUUCUCGCGCCAUGGACUGUAACUGCGUCUCGGACCUGCUGCUCACCUCGCCGGUUCCUGCUCUCUGGACUCCAGGGUUCGCCUUCCCAGACUGGGCCUACAAGCCAGAGUCGAGCCCCGGCUCGCGCCAGAUCCAGCUGUGGCAUUUUAUCCUGGAGCUUCUGCAAAAAGAGGAAUACCAGAACGUCAUCGCCUGGCAAGGGGACUACGGCGAGUUUGUCAUCAAGGACCCGGACGAGGUGGCCAGGCUGUGGGGAAUCCGUAAAUGCAAGCCCCAUAUGAACUACGACAAGCUGAGCAGGGCCUUGAGGUACUAUUACAACAAACGGAUCUUGCACAAGACCAAGGGAAAACGCUUCACCUACAAGUUCAACUUCAGCAAAGUGGUCCUGGUGAACUAUCCUCUCUUGGACAUGGCUGCCAACUCCCCGUUUCUGCUGGCUCAGAACCCUUUCAAUGGGAGCAACCAUGGGGCAGAUUGUGCCCCUCUGACCCCUGAGACCCUGCAAAGCCUCUUCUCCAGCCCCCGUUUGGGGGACCCAGCCACCCGCACCCCACUCUUUGAACGCCAAACUGAGACAGAGAAGCUCAGACUGGAUGCAACCUUCCCUUUUCUGGGGUCAGGUGUUGCUGGAUAUACAAAGCCCCCCAGUUUGCUGACUCCAUAUGGCAGGAACGCUUCCUUCCCAGAUUACCCCUGGAAUUUUAACCCUUACCUGUCCAGCUCUUUCCCCCUGAACAGCUCCAAACUGCCCGCCUCCCUGUACUCCCCACACUUCUACCCCAACCCCCUGUCUGGGUCAUUAGCCCAGCUUCCAGCACCCAUUUCACUACUGCCGGGAGAUAGCACAGAGCGGGCUGCAGCCCUGGGGGGCGGCUCCGUCCCUCGCCUCUGUCUCCCUCCCCAUGGCAUGACCCUGCCCCUCCGCGGCGCUGGGAAUGCGGCUGGCGAGCGUGAGAAGGAGCUGCUGGGUCCCAGGGCCCAGAGCCCUUCAGGGGGGCGAGGGGCCAAAGAGGACCCUGCCUCCGAUUCCGAGUUGGAGAUCACAGAUCUAAGCGAAUGCAGCUCAGAGAACGAAGGCUGCGAUUUCAGCCCUGACAGCUUGGAGGCAAUAGAGAGCCAGGUGCAGAAUUACAAGCGGCUGCAGACAGAGCGGACGGCAGGGGCAACAGCCAGCAAGCCGGAAGGGGUAGCAGAGGCCAGCCUGGGCACUGCCAAGGAAGCAAAGAGUCUGCCAGGCAGCUGAACGCAAGCAUUAUUCGGAGCCCCAACUGCUGGUCCCUCUACAUCAGUAGCCAGAUUCUUAAAGAGUGUUUAAAACAAAGGAAAGAAAACAAAACCUGCCCCCAUUUGUUUGAUGUCUCUAUUUUUAUAGGAAAAUUUUAUUCAUUGAUUAUACUGAGUCUAAUUCCCCAAAGCACCCUCACUUUCUGCUCCCCGUUCCCUUCACCCUGGGCUGGAAUAUUCAUCCCUUCCCCUCUCAACCUCAUCAAUGGAGGGCCUUGUCUUCACAUUCCUGGGGAGGCCAGAUUGGAGCAAAAAGUCUUUCUGGAAGAAAGGGACGAGGGCUCAGGACAGGCAGAG